Molecule: messenger RNA, 3381 nt
Organism: Hypoxylon fragiforme
Lineage: Eukaryota; Fungi; Ascomycota; Sordariomycetes; Xylariales; Hypoxylaceae
Product: SPT16-domain-containing protein
Exons: 5
Coding region: 99-3200 (1033 amino acids)
Biological process (GO): transcription elongation by RNA polymerase II; positive regulation of transcription elongation by RNA polymerase II
Cellular component (GO): FACT complex
Molecular function (GO): nucleosome binding
Source: RefSeq, a predicted model, not a curated record
UUUUUCUUUUUCACCUCACACUCUCCUCCCCCCAUCAAUCGUUGCUGCUUUUCCAUCUGCCAUCUUUUCACCACCGACUUUCGAGUCAACUUUAAAAGAUGGCAGAAAUCAAGAUUGAUGGAAAGCUCUUCCAGGAGCGCAUUAAUCAUUUUGUCAAUGCCUGGAAGGCUGAUAAACGCGCCGGAGAUGCUGUCUUCGGUGGCGUAUCUUCCAUUCUCAUCACAAUGGGUAAGGUCGAGGAGAACCCCGAGUUCCAGAAGAACAACGCUAUGCACUUCUGGCUGCUUGGCUACGAGUUCCCGACCACCUUAAUGCUUAUCACAACCGAUUGCCUCUACUUCGUUGCGACAUCCAAGAAAGCUAAACACUUGGAGCCCUUAAAAGGAGGAAGAUUCCCGAUCGAGGUUCUAGUUAGAGGCAAGGAUGCUGCUGCAAAUGAGAAGCAGCUCAUCAAGCUAUCCGAUACUAUCAAAUCUGCAGGCGGUAAGAUUGGCGUUAUCAGCAAGGAUAAGUCCAGCGGCCCCUUUGUCGAGGAAUGGAAGAAGGUUUACCGCGAGAAGUGCAAGGAUGUUGAGGAAGUCGACAUGUCCACCGCCUUAUCGACCGCCGCAUUUUCCGUCAAAGACGAAACCGAGUUGCGAGCUAUGCGCGCGUCGUCCAAAGCCUGCGUUGCGCUGAUGACACCAUUUUUCCUAGACCAAAUGUCUGAUGUCCUCGACCAGGAGAAGAAGGUGAAGCACAGUGCGCUUGCCAACAAAGUCGACUCGAAGCUUGACGACAAGAAAUGGUGGAAGACAGUCGAACUGCCGAACAAACAGAAAUUGCCAUCAGAUUUCGAUCCCGAAUCCCUAGACUGGUAUCUAGGUCCCGCUGUCCAAAGUGGCGGUAAGUACGAUCUCAAGCUUCAAGCAGAACCGACCGGCGACAAUCUCCACCCAGGUGUUAUUAUUGCUGGCAUGGGUCUUCGAUAUAAGUCAUAUUGUUCUUCCAUUGCGCGAACGUACCUGGUCGACCCGAACAAAACCCAAGAAAGUGCCUACAAAUUCCUCUAUGCGGUUCAUAACCUGGUCUUGAAAGAAAUACGAGACGGUGUCAUGGCGAAAGAUGUGUACGCCAAGGCUCUUAGCUAUAUCAAGUCUAGGAAGCCCGAGUUAGAGAAGCAUUUUCUCAAGAAUGUUGGAGUGGGUGUUGGUCUCGAGAGCAAGGACCCAACCCUCAUUCUGAAUGGCAAGAAUACGCGAACUCUCAAGGACGGCAUGACUCUGUGCAUAACAACCGGGUUUACAGAUAUUGAGAACCCUUCGCCAAAGGACAAGCUCAGCAAGACCUAUUCCCUAGUUCUGACUGAUACAAUCCGUGUCACCAACAGCGAUCCGGUUGUCUUCACAGGUGAUGCACCUACUGACCUUGAUGCGACAUCAUUCUUUUUCAAGGAUGAUGAGGAGAUACAACCGACGCCUAAGAAGGAGAAGAAGGAUUCCCGUGUUGGUGCCGUCGCAACCAAGAAUAUUACUAGCACCCGCCUUCGAUCGGAACGUACUGCUCAAGUGGACGAAGAUCAGGAGAAAAGGCGUCGAGAGCAUCAAAAGGAACUGGCGACUAAAAAACAGAAGGAAGGUUUGGCCCGAUUUGCCGAAUCAACGACUGGCCAGGACGGUGCUGAGAUCAAGAAAUUCAAGAAGUUUGAGUCGUAUAAAAGGGACAACCAAAUGCCUCUUAAGUCGAAGAAUUUGGAAAUAUUGGUCGACCAAAAGAAUCAUACUAUUCUACUUCCAGUCAUGGGUCGCCCGGUUCCUUUCCACAUCCAUACCAUCAAGAAUGCUAGCAAGAACGACGAAGGAGAGUGGUCCUUCCUCCGGAUUAAUUUCCUUUCUCCUGGUCAGGGAGUAGGCAGAAAGGAUGACCAGCCGUUUGAGGACGCUUCAGCUCAGUUUGUUAGAAGCUUGACGUUCCGUUCUCGUGAUGGCGAUCGAUACGAAGAGAUUGCGUCGCAGAUUUCGGGCAUGAAGAGGGAGGCCACGAAGAAGGAGCAAGAGAAGAAGGAUAUGGAGGAUGUUGUUGAGCAAGAAAAGCUCGUCGAAAUCAGAAAUCGGCGUCCUCCUGUCAUGGAUAAUGUGUUCAUUCGCCCAGCCAUGGAAGGCAAACGCGUCCCCGGCAAGGUCGAGAUUCACCAGAAUGGUAUUCGAUAUCAGUCGCCGCUUAACACUCAGCAAAGAGUAGACGUACUAUUCUCUAAUAUCCGCCACCUAUUCUUCCAGCCUUGCGCCCAUGAGCUCAUUGUGAUCAUCCAUCUACAUCUCAAGGACCCUAUUAUCAUAGGGAACAAGAAGAAGACGAAGGAUGUCCAAUUCUAUAGAGAGGCAACAGACAUCCAGUUCGACGAGACCGGCAACCGAAAGAGGAAGUAUAGGCACGGCGAUGAGGACGAGUUUGAGCAAGAACAAGAAGACCGCCGACACAGAGCGGAGCUGGAUCGUCAAUUCAAGAGCUUCGCGGACAAGAUUGCCGAGGCAGGAAAGAAUGAGGGCGUCGAAGUUGAUAUGCCACUUAGAGAGUUGGGUUUCAAUGGUGUCCCAUUCCGAAGCAAUGUCGUGAUCCAGCCCACGACAGAUUGUCUCAUCCAGAUCACCGAACCACCAUUUAUGGUAAUUACGCUGGAUGAUAUCGAGAUUGCGCAUCUGGAACGUGUGCAGUUUGGCCUCAAGAACUUCGAUCUUGUGUUUGUGUUCAAAGAUUUCACUCGAGCACCGGCCCACAUCAACACAAUUCCUAUGGAGUCUUUGGAAGAUGUGAAGGAAUGGUUAGACUCGAGUGACAUCGCCUUCACCGAGGGUCCUCUCAAUCUUAACUGGCCUACGAUCAUGAAAACGGUCACUGCAGACACUCACCAGUUCUUCGUCGAUGGAGGUUGGUCGUUCUUACAGAGCGAAAGUGACGACGAGGAUGAGCAAGAGGAGGAAGAGGAGUCGAACUUCGAAAUCGAUGAUUCCGAGCUUCAGGAAGAGAGCGAGUCCAGCGAGGAUGAUUCGGAUUUCGAUAGCAACGCUUCUGAUGAGGCUAGCGAGGAGGCCUCGGAUGAUGACGAUGAUGAAGAGGGUGAAGACUGGGAUGAGCUAGAGAAGAAGGCGAAGCGAAAGGAUCGCGAGAACGGCGCGGACGAAGAUGAAGAUCGUAGCCGUAGCAAGAAGCGACGUCACUAGACUCGUUCACGGAAUCAGGCCUUCAAUUCCCUUUGAUCGACUAGGUUUGCCAGUUAUAAUUGUACUCGGCAAGGGAUUCGUUUGGAGUUGAGGUUGUAUUACGACUUGCCUUAGCCCUUUUUAUGCAGCAACAGUGGCCCUGAGCUAUUAAUAGCAGAUUUACUAAACUCAGAGCCCGAUG